Closterium sp. NIES-65 is the source of this 1077-nucleotide messenger RNA. Lineage: Eukaryota; Viridiplantae; Streptophyta; Zygnematophyceae; Desmidiales; Closteriaceae. The record is from the annotation of a GenBank genome assembly.
AUGGCCUGUAGAAUCGUAUCAUUCGCGGCAUCUCGUGUUUCCACUGGGAGUUCCGUUAAUCAGCUCCUUCAAGUUGGUUCAUCGGCGUCCACCGUCUCCUUUGGCCGAGUCGCUCGCGUGCCAUUACUAACUCCCGAAAUAGCCGCCGGCGUUGGUACUAUCUCGUCGGUAUCUUCCAUUUUUUCGCGGUCCGCCGCUUCAGGAGACUCCGUUACUUGGAGCCCAGUUGAUGCGACGAGAGUACCCAGGCUGCGUGGUGUUCGAUGUCGAUCGCUUGCGACGGUUCGCGACGGCAGUGCGACAGCUAGGGAGGUGUCGCUCGUGCAAGGGGCGUCGCGAGGCAUCGGGCUGGAGCUGGUUCGGCAGCUGCUCCAGAGGAACCCUGACAGCCACGUCAUCGCCACGUGUCGCAAUCCUGCAGCAGCAGCGGCGCUACAGGAGCUCCAGAGUAGCAGUGGGGAUCGGCUGACCGUUCUUCCCCUGGACGUUACUGAUGAGGCAACCAUCGAGGAAGCUGCACGGCAUGUGUCAGCCACGUGGGGGCACCUCAACCUCCUCAUCAACGCAUCAGGCCUCCUCCACAUGCCGGGCGCCAUGAGACCAGAGACAUCUAUGAAAGCACUCACGCCACAGGCCUUGCUCACCAGCUUCCAGGUCAACGCAAUGGGACCGGCGCUGGUCAUCAAGAACAUGGCGCCAUUGCUGGCAGUGGGAGGAGGCGCAGCGGCAGGGAGGGAGGUGGCAGUGGCAGCGAGCAUGAGCGCACGGGUGUCCUCGAUAGGCGAUAACCGGCUGGGUGGGUGGCAUUCCUACCGCGCUUCAAAGACUGCUCUCAACCAGCUGGUCCGCACAAUGUCGAUAGAAUUGGCAGCAAAGAAACAGCCAGUUUCUGCCAUCCUUCUCCACCCAGGAACAGUGGACACAGAUAUGUCCAAGCCCUUCCAGAGGGCUGUGCCGCCCGGAAAGCUCUUCACGCGAGAGUUUGCCGCCCAGAAGCUGCUGGGGAUCAUAGACAGGGUCAGUGCAGGCGAUAAUGGAAAGUUUUUUGCAUGGGAUGGGCAGGAAAUUUCUUGGUAG